AUGUUUGAGAUUCCGAGAGCCGGCAUCACUGUGCCUAGCAUGAACCCGUGGGAAACCCGUGCCAUGGCGCAUAAUUUCCCGGCCGAGUCUCCAUCUGGUGCUGAACAGAAGCAAAACCUUCGCUCUCGCUUCGAGUCUCGACAGGAUCCCAUCAUCUACCCCGGCCUCUACGCCCCUAGUGGGAUAGACAUCAUGACGGUCUUGUUUAGUGUAUUGGCUCGUCCGGAUCCCAAGAUCGAUCUGGGACCUGUAGAUUGUUCUGCGGCACUGACCGUCAGCAACCUCGAUCUUCCUGGUAGUCCCAUCAUCUACGCAAAUGAUGCCUUUGCCAAGUUGACUGGCUACACCGUCAAGGAAGUCUUGGGCAGAGAUGUCCGGUUCCUACACACACCCCAAAGCGUAUGCCUUGCGGCAGAACCUCUCCUCGACCAACACAUCGCUGCGAUCCAGGAACUAGAACAAGCAACAGCCUCUCGAGACGAAAUCCAGCUCUCCAUUGCCAACUACAAGAAGAAUGGUGAAAAGUUCACAAAUCUUCUCAGCAUGAUACCGAUUCGCCUGCCUGACGACAAGACACAAUACUCUGUUGGCUUCCAUGGGGCCAUGGACUGA
Beauveria bassiana ARSEF 2860 is the source of this 612-nucleotide messenger RNA. Its product is annotated as vivid PAS protein VVD. The transcript is spliced from 3 exons. NCBI's taxonomy places the organism in Eukaryota, Fungi, Ascomycota, Sordariomycetes, Hypocreales, Cordycipitaceae. Gene Ontology annotation, cellular component: nucleus. The record is from RefSeq and is a predicted model, not a curated record. Bases 1 to 612 code for a protein of 203 amino acids.